AUGGCAAAGCGGAAGACGUCUCGGGACGGUCGCCACAGGGGAAAGAGCCUGCGAACUGGGCCCCGCGCCCAGCAGGGACAGCGGGGGCUGUGCAGGCGGACAGCUGCGCCCACGGGUGGAAAAUCACCCGGAGGAGCGCGGUCGGAUGUCCAGGGCCCGGGCCCGGCCGAGGAGCCUUCCUGGGGGGCAGAGAGCGGGCUCUUCGCUUGGGGGGCCUCGCGGGGGGCGGCAGGGAGGCCGCGUCCAGAAGAGCAGGCGCCGAGCUGCACACCCAGCGCAGCGGGGGCCCCCUGGGAGAGGGCGCGGAGGAGGCGAGGGUAUCGACGGCCUCUCGCUGUGGACGGCAGGGCCGACCGCGCCGCGCCUCCCCCUGCGCCUGCCCCCGGCGCCUGCCCCCGGCGCGCACGGACCUCACGCGGGGGUCCUGUCCCGCUCGCAGCGCCCGCGGGCGCCCUGCUCGCGGCAAAGGCGGGAUCCGGGAGGGGCGCGGGCCUCACAGCGGCGCCCGCCACCUGGCCGCACCCCGAGGGCAUCACCCGCCGGCGGCCCCGCCGCACGCGGGCGAGUCUGCAUAUCGCGGGGCGCCCGCCAGGGGGCAGCAGAGCCCGGCCCGGCCCGGCGCGCCACCCGCCGCCCACCCGCGGGACGCCAGGCGCGCCGACUCACCUGGUGUCCGUCCUCCUGCCAGAAACGGGCCCUGUAAACCCUCCCACCUCCGUCCCGUCUGACCUGCGUCUGUUCUGCUGCUCUGGAGGCAGGACUUGGACCCAUUUCUCCACCUCAGCCUCCCUGCUCUCCUCAGACCCUCUGAUCUCUGGCCACUCUGUGCCCAGGAGGAAGAGACAGUCCUGCUUUGAAUCCAGACCCCGUUGGGCACCCCCUCAGGGGACGGUGCCGCCCCAGCAGCGAGCCGGCGGCAUAGGCGCAUGGACUACACCGUGCGUCCCGGGCGCCCCAGGCCUGCAGUCUGCUCUUCCGGGAGCCCCUGAGGUGGGGCGAGGUGGGCUUUGACCUGGGACUAGUUCUUGGCAGCAAGAGGCAC
Messenger RNA from Manis javanica (Malayan pangolin), 1042 nucleotides. The record is from RefSeq and is a predicted model, not a curated record. Lineage: Eukaryota; Metazoa; Chordata; Mammalia; Pholidota; Manidae.